This is a messenger RNA of Phyllopteryx taeniolatus (common seadragon), 6896 nucleotides long. RefSeq names its product formin homology 2 domain containing 3a (gene fhod3a). The transcript has 31 exons. The coding region runs from base 228 to 5153 and encodes 1641 amino acids. The record is from RefSeq and is a predicted model, not a curated record. Gene Ontology annotation, biological process: actin filament network formation; cardiac myofibril assembly; sarcomere organization. Gene Ontology annotation, cellular component: cytoskeleton; cytoplasm. NCBI's taxonomy places the organism in Eukaryota, Metazoa, Chordata, Actinopteri, Syngnathiformes, Syngnathidae. Gene Ontology annotation, molecular function: actin filament binding.
GUCAGACAGACGUCGUUCGGCAUUGGAGCCCGCCGCCGUCCCCUCUACUGGCCACCUGCCUCUCCCAGAAUAAAACAGGACAACACACACACACACACACAAAAGAAAUACAAAAAGAAACACGCUCCAGCAGAAGCAGCAGAGGACGAGGCAGCUGUUACCGGCAAAUUGAGCAGCUCUCACGCAGCCUCGGGGAAAGCUGGCCGCGCCACUUGCAUGGAUGCACCAUGGCCACGUUUGUGUGCAGGAUUCAGUUUUUAGACGACACCGAUCCGUUCAACAGCACCAACUUCCCGGAACCGACCAGACCGCCGCUGUACACCUUCAGGGAGGACAUCCCCCUCAUCAACCAGCUUGCGGGCAUCCACCGACUUCUCAAGGCUCCGCACAAGCUCGAUGACUGUGCCCUGCAGCUUUCCCAUAAUGGCACGUACCUGGACCUUGAGUCUUCCCUGGCCGAGCAAAGGGACGAGCUGGAGGGCUUCCAGCAGGAUGACACAGGGUCCAGAGGGAAAAAGCACAGUGUUGUUUUACGAACCCAGCUGACCGUCCGCGUCCACGCCUGCAUCGAAAGACUGUAUAACUCCAAUGGACGUGACUUGAGAAGGGCGUUGUUCUCACUAAAACAAAUCUUUCAGGACGACAAAGACCUGGUCCAUGAGUUUGUGAUGGCUGAAGGCUUGACGUGUCUCAUCAAAGUGGGCGCAGAAGCGGACCAGAACUAUCAGAACUACAUAUUAAGAGCUUUGGGGCAAAUAAUGCUGUAUGUCGAUGGGAUGAACGGCGUGAUUGGCCACACCGAGACAAUUGAGUGGCUUUACACGCUUGUCGGCUCAAAGUUCCGUCUCGUGGUAAAAACAGCGAUGAAGCUUUUGCUGGUCUUCGUGGAGUACGCCGAGUCCAACGCACCGCUGCUCAUAGAAGCCAUAGCCACAGUAGAUUCCAAGAGAGGUUGCAAAGUGUGGUCCAACGCCUUGGAGAUUUUGCAAGAGAAAGAUGGCGUGGACACGGAACUGCUGGUCUAUGCCAUGACCCUCAUCAAUAAGACAUUGGCAGCCUUACCAGACCAAGAUUCCUUCUAUGACAUGGUUGACGGUCUGGAGGAGCAGGGAAUGGAGACAGUAACCCAGAGACACCUGGGUCGGAAAGGCAUUGACCUGGACUUGGUUGAGCAGCUUAACAUCUAUGAGUCCACGCUCCGGCACGAGGAUGGCGACGAUGACGCCCAGCCAACGGGGCGACGGGAUCGCCGGCGGGCGAGCGUCGGGGGCGGGGAUAAGCGGUGCGGCUUGGAGAGGAGGCGGAGCCGCAGGGCUUCUCUCGGUCGAUCUGGUCAGGCGUCCCCCUGCAGUCCUGCAUCCCCGCAGAGAGCGGGCUUCCAUCCUUUUAACGGACAGAGAGCCGAGGAGAUAAGCGAGAGAGCACUUUCAGGUUGCCUUCCAUCCAUAGAUGAGGAAUGUGAGGAUGCAGUGAUAAAGAAGUACGAAGAAGAUGAGCCUGCACUGACUGAGUCUGAUUCAGAUGAAAACCAUGAUGCUUUUUUGUCUAGUCAGAGUAGUUCCAGCUCGGUUAGGCACCUUCCAUCCAUCAUUCAACGGACGAUCCAAUCCAUCACCAUCACAUCUAAACCCAUACACGAGCGGGACCCAGGGAAUUGGAAAGAAUCACCUCCUGCCAGCACCCUGAGCUCCCCCUUGAUGCCCGUGUCCCCUCCUCCCAUAACCCCUCCUCCCAUGCCCCCCCCCCUCGGCGCCCCCUCGCUUUUGGCCGCACUGUUGGCCAGGAAGAGGGUUACCAACACCGUGCCAGCCACCAAGGAGAUCAGCCCGCCGUUGCGUGGCAGCUCGUAUCUCUUCCCUGAGCACCCUCCCUACAAGCCCCACUCGCCCUUCCACCUCUUCUCCUACGACCUGGAUGAAGAGACGUCACCCCAAUCUCCAUCCAAAGCCUGUAUGGAGUCAGACAAUACGACACCUCCAAGAAACGGAGGUCUCAUUUCCUACUCGACUCAAAGGUGCCCCUCUACGCCCACCAGUCCCAGGCCUCCUCUGGGAGGUCUCCUGUCCUCCUCCUACCGGCAACACCAAGAGUCUUUGGCAGCCGAACGAGAGCGGCGCCGCAUGGAGAGAGAGGAGCGGCUGCAAAGGAUCGAACGGGAGGAAAGGAACAAACACAGCCGAGACUAUGUGGAUAAAAUGGAAGAGGCCAGAAUGGCGCGGGAAGAGAGGUAUAAGAACGUGGAGCGCCUGGCAGCCGAGGAGUACGAGAAGGAGCGCAUACCCCGCGGGCCGAGGAAUCGCCCCGACCUCGACCUCGACCUGACCUUCGAACCCUCCGAGACGUGGCCGUCGUCAAGGCGCAGCAGUACCCCAUCCUCCUUCGCCUCCCAGGAGGACGCCGAGGCCGACAACGAAGCAGAGCCCACCGCCAGCCCUUACGCACCCUCUGAAGCUGUGGAGGCCGAUGACUCCAGGGCCAGCGUAGAAGCUGAGGAGAAAGAGGAAGAACAAGAAGAGCAAGAGGAGGAGGAGGAGGAGGAGAAAAAGGAGGAAGCGCAGGAGGAAGCAGAGGUAGAAAGCGAGGAGGAAGGUGAGCAGCAGGAGCCUCAAGCGACGAAGGAGCACGAGGAGGCGGAGGAGGACAGCGGCAUCCUGAGCGACAAGGAGCGGCAGAAUGAGGAGGUGAACGAGAAGGACAACUGCUCGGCUUCCAGCAUCUCUUCAGCCAGCAGCACCCUGGAGAGAGAGGAGCGAGGGAACAGCGAGAAUGACCUCAAAGAAGAAGACGUAAACAAACAGUGCAGCAAACUUCUCAACAGCAAGCUCUUCAUGCUGGACAUGUUGUACUCGCAAAACAAGAAGCCCUGUGAGGAAGAGGAGGACGCAGAGAAGGAGAAAGAGGAAGGAGAGGAGGAGAACAAAGAGGAGACGCACAAGGACGCUGACAGACAGCCGAGCGAUGAAGAGACUGACGACAAACGGGAGGACAAAUCCGAGCAGCGGGGGAGCAUACGGCAGUUCGCCGAGCGCUUCGGAGACUUGAUCAAGGACAGUGGCUGCGCGCACCCUGACCUGGAUAGCGAAUCCAGUGAUCUAAUGGCACUUCCCCCUCCCAAAAAGGAGUCCGACACAAUCUGGGACCAACUCCUGGCCAGCCCUCGAGAGCUGCGCAUCGGCGACAUCAACUUCACCGACCUGACGGAGGACGACGACGUGGAUAUCCUGGAUGCCGUUCUGAUUGGCAGCUGCAGUGACCUCCCGCCCCCUCCGCCUCCUCCGCUUCCCCCUUCCUUCUUCCCCUCCUUCCCCCCACCCCCGCCCGCGAUCGCCACUUGUCCACCACCACCUCCCUUGUCCGGGAUGAUGCUUCCUCCUCCUCCUCCUCCCCCUUCGCUCGGCUCCCUGAUGCCAGUGGCUCCUCCUCCUGAGCCUCUUCUCUUCAACAAGAAGAAGAAGACAAUUAGGUUAUUCUGGAAUGAGGUACGUCCAGAGUUGCCAUGCAGGGACUACAAGAGGAACGGAGACUCCGUCUGGUCCAAACUGGAUUCAGUGAAAUUAGACACAGCCAAACUGGAACAUCUGUUUGAGUCCAAGUCAAAAGAAAUGCCUGUGACUAAGAAAACGGCGGCGGACAGCAAGCGUCAAGAGAUCAUCGUAUUGGAUUCCAAAAGGAGCAACGCCAUCAACAUCGGUCUGACCGUUCUGCCUCCCCCUCGCACCAUCAAGACGGCCAUCCUCAACUUUGAUGAAUACGCGCUCAACAAGGAGGGCAUUGAGAAAAUCCUCACGAUGAUCCCCACGGAGGAGGAGAAGCAGAAGAUCCAGGAGGCUCAACUGGCUAAUCCUGACACCCCGCUGGGCUCAGCCGAGCAGUUCUUGCUCACUUUGUCCUCCAUCAGCGAGCUGUCUGCCCGACUUCAGCUGUGGGCCUUUAAGAUGGACUACGAGGCAACUGAGAAGGAAGUAGCUGAGCCACUGCAGGAUCUAAAAGAGGGUAUGGAACAACUGGAGAAGAACAAGACUCUACGGUACAUCCUCUCCACGCUGCUCGCUAUCGGAAACUUCCUCAAUGGAACCAACGCUAAAGGUUUUGAGCUGACGUACUUGCAGAAGGUGCCAGAAGUGAAGGACACAGUCCAUAAACAGUCGUUGCUGCAUCACGCCUGCUCCAUGGUGGUGGAGAACUACCCUCAAAGCACGGACCUCUACUCGGAAAUCGGAGCCAUAACACGUUCCGCAAAGGUGGAUUUCGACCUGCUGCAGGAGAACCUGGGUCAGAUGGAGCGCCGCUGCAAAGCCUCGUGGGACCACCUGAAGGUGAUUGCCAAGCACGAGAUGAAACCGCAACUCAAGCAGAAGAUGUCGGACUUCCUCAAAGACUGCGUGGAGAGAAUCAUCAUCCUCAAGAUUGUCCACCGCAGGAUCAUCAAUAGGUUCCAUUCGUUCCUGUUGUUUCUGGGGCAUCCGGCAUACAGCACGAGAGACAUCAGCGUGCACAGGUUCAGUAAGAUCCUCAGCGAGUUCGCUCUGGAGUACCGGACCACCCGAGACCGCGUGCUGCAGCAGAAACAGAAACGCGCCGACCACCGCGAGCGCAACAAGACGCGAGGGAAGCUGAUCGUGGACGUCGACGCCGCAGUGAGUUGUCACGCCAACGUGACCUCUUCGCCACACACUCAGUCUGAUGAUGAAGAGGAGCGCGAGAAUGGGAGAUAUGGUUCAAGCAGCGCCCCUAGUGGUUGCCAGGAGAGCGAGCAGCCCCAAGGUCUGGGCCACACGGAGGAUGCCGCUGAACAUGAGCAUAUGAAAGCGGUUUUGAGAACAAGCCUAAGCGGCGGCGAUGACAAGGACGUCAGCGCUGUACCGGGUCUGCGGACACGCACUCGAUCGCGACCAGGACGGGGAGGUGCCAGCUUGCGGGCGCGGACCCCGGCUGUGGAAGACGCUCAGGUGUGCGGAGACGACGCCGCAGAUGAGAUCAUGGAGCGCAUCGUGAGGUCCGCCACUCAGGCUCCAGGAAGUAGACCGCAACCUCGGGAGAGGAGGAGGUCUAGGGCCAACCGGAAAUCCUUGAGGCGGACCCUGAAGAGCGGUUUGACCCCGGAGGAGGCCUUGGCGUUGGGUUUAACCGAUUCUGGCGAGCCGCAGAUGUAAUCCACUCCCCUUUGGCCGCCUGUCCUCGUCGCCGUCGGCAACGUGGUCGCUGCCCGCCCGCCCGCCGGCUGCCUUUGCUACAUACUCUUCUAAUUGCACCAAGCAGAAGCUUCGGGUUUCUGUCAGCUGCUAACCUUGCCGGACGUGUCUGAGUAACAAAGUCAGUGUUUUUGUUGUUGUUGUUUUUCGGUUUUGUUUGUUUUUAAUGCUGCACAAAGACAAUCCUCCAGAGGAUGAGGUGAAGAAAAGGGAGGCGUUGCAUCAAGGAGGAAAAGCGAUGCUGCCCUUUGCAUUUUUUGGAAGAACCGUUAUUUAAAGACAUCACCGUUACUCCUAUUUAAGCUGUGAACUUUUAAUGACCCAAAGAUGAACUUAUCACUUCUACUAAGUUCCAAAAGUACCUUAAGACAUCCACACAAGAAAAGCAAACCUGAAAUGAUAACUUUGUGCAGGUAAAAAUGUUUGCUUGUUGCGAAUGUUUAAUAUGAAAGGUUUUCAAUUGGUUGUGUGCCUUUCUACCAAAAAAAAAAAAAAAAAAAAAAAAAGGGAUGAUGCUGUAUUGCUUUACUCACCUGCUUCUGUUAUCUGUUAAGUUCCUCAGUGUUGCAGAGAGUUAAUUUUUCUGUUUGGGCGAAAAUGUUCUCAGUAUUUAUUUGAAAGCUCUCACUCUCAUUUUGUAAGCUUUUUGCACCUUACUAAGUCACUCUCACAGCUAAAGGGAGUUUUCAUUUUUGAGGAACAGUUUGUAAAGUGUAAAAAGAUUAGAUUUUUUUAGAUUUUGUUUUUUUACAUUUGUUAAAGUAUUUGAAGGACAUGCAGCAAAGACUGCAUAUGACGUGUACAUGUCAUUGUCAGCUGUGUGACAUGUUACAUCGGUGUUAGUAGUGUGCAUGUGUAGUGCGCUUCGAGUUAUUUUAUAUCUGUAGAAAGUUGUAUUAUAGUUGGAGCAAAAGAAAUAGUAGAGAAGAGCCUAAUCUGUAAAAUAUGAUUUAAAAAAAAAAAAAAAAAAAAAGCAAAUGGAAACUGUUGAUGUGGUCAUAUAGAGGGAAGUAUUAUUAUUAUUAUUAUUAUUAUUUAACUUUAUGAAGUUGAAGGAAAUGAAGGAUCUUCCCAACCUGGGAAAUAUCACCACAUGCAAGACCAUCAAGUCCAAACUGUCUCACUUGAAAUGCUGUUUGUAUGUGUUCUACAAGAAUAAACAUUAAAAAAGAAAAAAAAACUGUGAGGAAAAAAAAAGUGUUCGCACAUGAUUCCAUUCCAUUGUGUGCCACAAUUUCUUGAAAUUUUAUUUCACUUCAUAUUCAAUCCGUUUUUUAAAUGUACUUUCAUUUGCUGUUUAUCGCACCUCUCAGUAUGAUACGGUGCAUUUGUAUACAUCUGCAAACCACAGAAAGGAUUAAAAACAAUCAUGUGUAUCAAAUUUUGUGGUCAAUUAGUAAAUAUUAAAGAGUGACAUGUGGAACCAUGGAACCAUCCAUAACUUUGUUUGACUAAUACUAUAUAUAUAUAUACUUGAACGUUUUUGGAAAACAAACAAACAAAAAAUGCAUUUCUAGCAAGUUAAAUAUGACCUGGGUUAUUAUACUAUUAGACUAACAUAUAAUCACCUCUCAAAAUGCAAUUGUACACCGAAAAAAAGAGAUCUUUUUUUAUUAUUAUUUUCACUUGCAUAUGACUAAAUGUGGGAAACUGUCAUUUUCUUCUAUUGUCCUCAAAAAUAAAUUAAAUGUUAGUUUUACACGC